Molecule: messenger RNA, 918 nt
Organism: Alternaria incomplexa
Lineage: Eukaryota; Fungi; Ascomycota; Dothideomycetes; Pleosporales; Pleosporaceae
Exons: 3
Coding region: 1-918 (305 amino acids)
Source: RefSeq, a predicted model, not a curated record
AUGUCGCAGCAGCCUGUGGUGGACGACGCUACCGUUGGGGCAGACGAAGGCCUUGACACGGCGAAGACCCUGGAAACAACUCAGGUCCAGGACCAGUACAUCAAGCUACUUCUGAAGAAGAUAGCCUUGCUUGAAGAACGGCUUUCGAUAACUAACGACGAUGAUCGUGCGUCACAGAAAAAUGACGGCAAAUCCGAGGCACCUGUUGAGAAGAACGAUGCCGAGGAGGAAGAGGAACCCCGAUACGUCAUCAUUGUGAACAAGUGGGAUCCUGACACUGGCGACUACAAAGAUGACGAGAUCACGAAAAGUAACGAGAAGAAGGAGAUUGGACCCAAACCUGAAAGUCGCAGAGCAUUUACCUUUCGCAAGUCCACCAUGUUUCGGCCUCGUUAUAACAUUGUCGAAACAGUCCUAUCAGUGGCCCAGAUCGAAGCCGAGCCAUUGCAGAGGCUGAUUGGCAAAAUAACGUCAAAGCUCGGAGGAGACGAAUUAGUCAAAAGCAUCAGCUCUCCUUUUGAAAAUCUGGUCUGGACGUGGGCAGAAGCCGAAGAUGAAGCGAAGAAGUUUGUGGAGAGCGAGACGCCCGAGGAAAAGCAAGCCCGUAUCGACCUGAGCGAGCUUAUGCGGAUCAUCUCCACAUCUUCAGGUAUCCUACCUCUCGACCAGUACUUCAAAGAAAGAAACUUCUUCGAUAAUGAGAGGAGCAUCUCGCACGCAGCUCUGUGGACGCUAUUCCCUCCAGGUACCCUGAUCGUCUCACACCCCUGCCUGGGUGAGCCUCAGAUCUUUACCGUCGAUUCGUGCGAUUCUUUCAUUCUACGAGAAGAUCACACCUUCGAUCUGACAUGCUUCAGCUUCGACUGGACUGGCACAGAGUUUACCAGGGUACCGUUCGAGAUGAAGAUUCGCCACUAG